Messenger RNA from Myotis daubentonii (Daubenton's bat), 618 nucleotides. Its product is annotated as protein S100-A7-like. NCBI's taxonomy places the organism in Eukaryota, Metazoa, Chordata, Mammalia, Chiroptera, Vespertilionidae. Gene Ontology annotation, molecular function: transition metal ion binding; calcium-dependent protein binding; calcium ion binding. Gene Ontology annotation, biological process: endothelial cell migration. Gene Ontology annotation, cellular component: extracellular exosome; cytoplasm. The record is from RefSeq and is a predicted model, not a curated record.
GGCCGGGCGGUCGCCCUGACAACGCAGACGCCAGCCGGCACAAUGACUUCCAGCUGGAGCGGCCAAGCCAGCCUGAGCGCUCUCUCGCUCGCGCUGAGUUUAAGAUCUCGGGGUUUACAACCCUUUGAAGGCAGAGAAAGACUCUUCCCUAAACUUUAAAUCUGGCCCAUCUGAAUAGAUGCACAUGACACUUUCUCAGCUCUGCUUCCUUGAAAACCAAGAUGAGCCACACUCACGCUGAGAAGUACGUGAUGACUAUGAUCGAUCUGUUCCACAAAUACAGCAAACCUGAUGACAUGAUUGACCAGCCGGGCCUGCUGAUGUUGCUGAAGGAGAAUUUCCCUAACUUCGUCAAGGGCUGUGACAGACGGGGCAACAAUUACUUGUCCCAUGUCUUUGAGGAAAAGGAUCUGAACGAGGAUAAGAAGAUCCAGUUUUCAGAGUUUCUGUGCUUGUUGGGGGACAUAGCCAUGGACUACCAUAGGCAGAGCCACGGAGCCCCGCCCUGUUCUGGGGGAAGAGAGUGAGCGCGCCCAGCCCCAGGCUGCCAGAAACCACAAGAAAUAAAAGGUCCCUUUUGCCCAGAAAAAAAGAAAAAAGGAAGAAAUAAAGAAAUAA